Molecule: messenger RNA, 2107 nt
Organism: Grus americana (Whooping crane)
Lineage: Eukaryota; Metazoa; Chordata; Aves; Gruiformes; Gruidae
Gene: PSMG1
Product: proteasome assembly chaperone 1
Exons: 7
Coding region: 54-920 (288 amino acids)
Biological process (GO): proteasome core complex assembly
Cellular component (GO): endoplasmic reticulum
Molecular function (GO): proteasome binding
Source: RefSeq, a predicted model, not a curated record
UGUCUCGGCGCGCAGGCGCUCUGCCCGGCGGGGUGAGUGGCGGGGCGGCGGUGAUGGCGACCUUCUUCGGGGAGGUGGUGGUGGCGCCGUCCCGCGCCGGCGUGGACGAUGAGGAGUCGGCGGAGGAGGCCCGCGAGGAGACGCCCGAGGACCGGGAGAUCCGCAGGGAGCUGGAGAAGAAAAGGGAGAUCGACGUCCUCUGGACCUUGAAGUCGGGCGCGUCUGCGGGAAGCUCUGCCGACGAGCCGUUCGUGUGCUCCAAGUUCAUAGUAGCGAUAGGACAUAACGCUGCAGCUUUCCUGUCUUCUUUUAUUCUGGAUUCUGUAUGUUGGGAAGUAGUUGGAGUUGUGAAGCUGUGGAAUGAGUGGUGUCGAACAUCCAACACAACGAAUGUCCUCCCAACAGAUUCUUUCUGUUUGUUCUACCGAUUAAUAUCAGAUCCAACAGUUUUGUUGUGCCAGUGUAGUUGCUACGUUGCUGAGGAUCAACAGUUCCAGUGGCUUGAAAAGGUUUUUGGCUGUAUGCGAAAGGAGAGCUUGCAAGUAACCAUUCUUUCAACGUGUCCUGUAGCUGAUUAUAAAACUCAGGAAUCCACUUUAACACUUCCAUCUCCAUUCCUGAAAGCCUUGAAGACAAAAGAAUUCAAAGAGCAGGUCUGCUGCCCACUGCUGGAACAACCUAACAUUGUGCGAGAUCUUCCGGCUGCUGUUUUGAGUUAUUGUCAAGUAUGGCAUAUUCCUGCAGUGUUGUAUCAGUGUUACACUGAUGUCAUCAAACUGGACACAGUUACAAUUGAAGCGUUCAAGCCUCUGCUUUCUUCUAAAAUCCUGAAGAGUUUAGUCAAGGAUGUAUCUGAAAGCACAAAGAUUUUGAAGAAGUUACUGACAACCAAUGAAACUCACAAUAAUAUCUAUAUCUAAAGAGGACGUUUAUGACACAGACUGCAUGUUCCUAAACUCUGGUUUCUUCUGUAGAGGACAUUUUGGAAUUGUAGUUGUUUCCUUACAAGUGGAAUAAACUCCAGUAGAUUUUUACUUCUGCACUCAUUUUGGUUACUUUCAAAUUCAUGACUACAAACACAUAUGUUUCUUCUGCAUGGCUUGGGAGACUUUCUUCUGGAGCGAUUUUAGGAAAGAUAUCUUGAAUAUGAAAAGCACUUUCUUUUUCUCCUCCCAAAGGGAUUGUGUUAUCUAAAUGUGUACCUUUUAUAUGUAAAAGAGGAAAUGCAGUUAAGGAAUUCUGUCUGUAUCAAAUGAGAACACCUAUUUUUUACUUUGAGACGCAAAAGUUUUCCUAAUAUUCAGUCCUCUUUAAAGAUUUAUCUGUGAUGGAGAAAACAUGCUCUGCAUCUUUUUACAUACAUAAAUAUAUAUAAUUUUAUGUGUGUGUGUAUGUAUGAAUGAUGCAUAUAUAUGUACGUGUGCACGUACCUUGUUUUAUAUAUGUGGUGAUACAAAAUAUAGUAAGUAAAGUAUGGUCAGUAUCUUUAAAAGACUUACUAGUGGCAAAUAAUCUUAAGCUUGCUUUACAAGUUAGUAGGAGGCAAGAAUGUGGAGCUGAACUGCACGGCCGGGCUGUGACUUGGAUUCACUGAGUAGAUCGUCACAGGCAUUGAGGAUGCUGCUGCCUGCGGAUGUGGCAGGAAGAGAGCUCGCAGCUCCCGUUUGCAGUGCCUUGCUGAGAGCUCACUUUUGUUAGCAGUUCCAGAUUCAGACCCUGAGUGUGUGCUGUAAAGGCGCAGGAGCAUUCCCAGCUGUCAGAUCUCCGACCUCUCCUGGUGAAACGGGCUGGUAGGCUCGCAAACUGCUUCAGCUGGAUCCGCCAGGGCAAACAGAUCUAAUCUAUCCGCUUUAAAACUCUGAGUUGCUGGCAACAGUAGGAAUAGUACAAGGUCUCUGACGCAGAGUAUGUGAUUUUUAGAGGAAAGUAAAAGUUCAAGCUUUAAAGUGUCUCAAAAAAUUCUCUGAAAGUUGCUAACAAUUUCAGCAAUGUAUUUAAAAUAUUUAUUAGGAUUGGCAUGCAAUUCUGUCUUGUAUAUAUCCUCUGUUUAAGUUAACAUUUUGUUUAAGAAAAUGGCAUUAAAGGUAAUAUUUCUGUUGCUACCAGG